AUGACUGCAUUGUAGAAGCGGCCAGCCAAGAGACGACCUGCUGGGUAAACAACAGUGGAUGCCUCGGAAGGCAGGAAUGGGAACUUCGUCGAGGGCAAACAGAUUCAACCCCGCAUGUUGCAAAAAGGACGGUGACACAUUUUGAAAAAAGGAUUUGGACACAGGUACGUGUUGUCUUUGUUGUCUUCUGUCUGGGAUAUUUAUCAGGCAACGGCUUGCUGUCCACUCUGGUUUCUCUCGAUUCGUUAUCGUAAUAUUGGUAGCUGAUAUUGUGGUGUGAGUGCUUUCCUAAUAAAGCGACAUUAUCCAGCCUCAGUCACUUCGGCACCGUUUAUGGGACAUACAGAGAGAGACAGACAGACAGACAGGCAAGCAGGCAGGCAGACAGCAGCUGGGCUUAUUGUAAUUGUUAAGCGUUGUAGAAAGUAUGCUUAGCCCCCAGCUUCAGGCUCGAUACUGCCAGCCUAAAUAAAUCUAUGUAUCUGUGUUUUUGCUUGCCUAAUCAGUUGUUAGUGGUCAGAAAGCACUGUGGGUAUCGUUAGAGCUCAGCAGUACUGAAUCAGUCGUACAUCUUGAAUUGGUUUGCUGUUGCCAUUUCUGAUUGCACCCACCCCCAUGUAUUUUCUAGUAUAGAUAGGCACCAGUUAACGUGGUAGAACUACCCCUUUUCUUCGUGAUCUUAUCGCCUGCAUUAGAAAUCAGCAGUAUUAUGGUGCAGCUUUGAGCCUUUGGGAUUUUUUUCCCCUUCAAGGCUGUCCUCUGAGGCCCCUGAAUUCAUGCUUGUCAUUGCGCAGCUUUUACAGUGAGAUCUGAAGCACUCUCACUUAUGUGUUAGAGAUAUAUAUAAAAGCAUAUAAGACCAUUGUUGCGUGUGCUUUUCACAGUUAUGCUAAAUACUUAAGCAAAUCACUCUCUGCUCACAUAAAACCCAGCAUCCCCUUUGACAGAAGUUGCAUCUUCAGGUCAAGUGACAGCCAGGGUGCUGUUGUGCAAUAUGCUGCUAAUGGACGUCACUUGUGCAUUUGGCUUUUCUCUGUCUCAGGAAAUGCUCUGUAGCCUACACGAGUUGCACAAAUGUACAUACCAAAGCAGUGCAGUGCAUUUUACUCAGACAGUUCCAGGAGCAUGUUGAACUGUGUAGUAGGUUUUUUUUUUUUUUUAAAAAUCCCUAUUUUGUAUCUUAAAAAGAAACUGUUUAUUUUUGCUAUCAACUGACUUUGUGUCUGUCCUAAAUGCAUGCAGUGUUCUUCAUGUUUGGUAUUUUAGCUUUUAGCUCCAUUUUUUUUCUAAAAGCAGAUUGAAGCAGGAAAUUGAAAUCCAAUUCAUAUUGUUGUGAAUUGUGUGUUCCCAGCACACAAUGUGGACAGGGACUAGCAAAGCUCUGAUUUCAUAUUUUUGUGUUGUGUUACAUCACUUGUACUUCCAGAUGGCUGCAUUGACAGAGUUGGUACAAUAUGUUCCCAAAUUAUAUUCUGAAAUAGUAGCAUCAUGAAUUUGUUUUCUGAUUACAUCGGGUCAACAAGUACGACCAGCUUGUUGCUACAUGCAUACAGUGCAGACUAUUUGACUUUGGGUUUACUGAUGGUAUAAAGCGCCCUAAAUCAGAAAAAAGUUAGCCAGAAAAAUACUGAUCUGUUUUUUAAGAGAUGAUCAAAUAGUUUGUUCGUGCUUGAAAAUACCUUAUACAGAACUAGACUGAUUGUGUUAAUGCCAAUAUUUGGGAAGUUUAAAUUUCUCUAUCAAUAUAUUUGCAACUGUUGAGGUACAUAUAGUGUAUUAUAGCUUUACUGAAAAAUGAACAUGAUAGGAUUGCUGAUUAUUAACCCUUCAGUACCUAACCUAUUGUAAAGUCACUGCUUGGCUCCAUUCUGGUGCUACUCUACUGCAUUUGCUGCAGUAAUCUUUGAGCCUUAGCUGUUCUGAUGGAAAAACUAUGUGAUGUUGCUGUUACCCCCAAACAUAUUUCUCUGCAUUAUAAUCAGUAAAACGAAAGAUUCUGAUGCCAAAACAUGAAUGCUCAUAUGGUAUAUUAAAUAAGCCAGUAUCCACUUAUACAUGGAUAUAUAGGUCAGGCUAGGAUCCCAUGUUCUACAGUAUGUAAACAGAAUGUUUUCUGCCCUUUUUAAUAGCAAUUUUAAAGCCUUUUCUAUUACAGAUUUCUAAUGUGUACCUUUGCAGUCCAUAUGUUUCCAAACACAAAUCCAGGAUUGCCAAUAAUGCCAAGCUAUGCAAUAUAUUUAUUAUGUAAUAUAUUGCAAGAAAGUAUUCUGCUUUACAUCUACUGAAUUCUGGAUCAGUGAACAGUUUCACUGAUCACUAAAUGGCAUCGUGAUUUUCUUGACAGUUUGGAAACAGAGCCCUAUCGGUUUUUAUACUCCAUGUUGGUGCAAAGAGCACUGUUGACUGCUGUGUGCUUUUAGAAUGUACACGUGGAGUCACGGAAAAUAGCUUUUUUUGUUGUAUGUGCAAAAAUGGUUUAAAUUUCACAAAUGACUGGGUUUGUCGUUGUUCUCGGAGACUUCAAAACCACUGUGAAAAAAUUUCCCAUGGCACCAGAGUGAAAGAGGCUCCUUCUCUUCACAGAUACACGUUGGUGCACCCAAAUAUAACUCAUAUAGUCUCAUGUAGUCAUGAAAUAAACGCAAGAAUUUGUCUCCCUUUCAGAUUUAUUUAUUUUUUUUGUCAUGCUUUUCUUGGUAUCCACAACAAUGCAAACAUAUCAGGGCUGUUGACUCAUCAUUACUUUGAGUCAGCCUAUGGGUAUUUAUUUACUGUCUUUAAUCAGCAGCUUGGGGUCAUUCUGUGUUAAUUUGUAUGAGAAAACAAAAUGACCUGUUCAGUGAAUAUAUUGUCUUGUAUUUAGACGGUGAGGUAUUGUUUUAGAUGAAUUACUGUUUCUUCGUGUUAUUGAUUGGCCAGUGAAAUGUCAAAAAUGUUUACCUUGAACAAUUCAGUGCAGAAUGAAAAUAGAAGUAUAAUUGUCUUACAGUCUAUUUAAAAAAUGCUGCAUUUGGUUAAGGAUAUUAAGAGUGAAGACUUGUUCGUGCAUUCAUGCACUUCUCAGAGUCAGGAAGUCUAGCUCCGGCCUAGCUGUAUUCACCUCCUCUUGAGUUGGAAUAAGGAAACACAGUUUAGUCCUGAAAGACGACAUGAUAAAUCAUUGCUAGGAGUGAUUAAAUAACUUGUUGACAGCUGUCUGCAGGUUUUAUCCAGCUUAUUACUAAAGUAUUCAAAUAAAAAUAUUCUCAGACUUUGUUUAGUUUUGUUUUUUAGUUUCAACAUGAAUGAGUGUUUACUUGAAUUAAGAAAUGAUUAUUUUUCUCCUUUUAAACACCAUCAGUACAGAACAAUCAUCUACUAUUUCUCUUUUAUGCAUCUUAGAUUAAAUGUAUGUUUCUUACCUGUUUUUGCAUCUAGUGUUUUUUGUUUGUCUGUUUGUUUGUUGUCGUUUUGUUUUUGUUGUAGGAUAGGCUGCAGAGGCCAUAACAGAGUCCAUCAGUAGUUGAUGCUUUUGGUUUUCCCUCUCCGUGUAUUUUCUUCUGGAUGUGUAAACAAACAUUUACAUUUACUUCAGUUUAAAUUAUGUCUGUAAGGCAGAUUUUAGUCAUGUUUGAAGAACACUGAAAAGCACAUGAUUGAAUUGUCUUAUUUAGUUAAGUUGGUCAAUUGAAGCUGCCUGACUACUGAGGACUUUAAGUGUGUUUACUGUGUAACAUAGACUAUUAAUACCUCAUCCAUCAGACCUACAUUGAGCUGACAGUACUCAUUCACAUUUUGCUUAUUUUAUUUUCUGUUUCUUUGUUGACUGACCUGUGUUAUUUAACUCUUACAUUUUCCCCCUUUUCUAGGUUUGGUGACAUGCAGUGGUGAGAAGCUUUGGAAUUAAUGCAAGUUCACUUGGUUUUUGCUCCGUGAGGUCAGACCUGCCACCAUGAAGAGUGAGGUGCCGUCUGAGGCCGCCAACAGACAGGAGCAUAUGAAGGAGCAACUGGUGAAUCCCGAACCCAUGGAGGCAUCCAAGAGCUUCCCUAACAACAUGGAGGUGAUUGGAAAAGCUGGCAGCGAUUUUGAAACUCUUUGUGAGUCGAGGCAUCGGCCCCUGAGAGACACGGGGACACAUAGAGACUCAGAACGGAGCUUUCCCGGACGUAGAAAACGAAAAGGCCAACAGGCAGGCCCAUCAGACUGCUCGCUCAAGGAUGGCCACAUCAGUGAGAGUUCACUGGCACCUCAGCGUCCCAGAGUAGAACUUUUACAGCAACCCAGCGAGGAUGAGCAUAAUCACGAGUCCUCUUUUAGUGACUGUGCUUCGUCCCCUUCAUCCAGCCUGCGAUUCGGGGACUCAGACACUCUUAGCUCGGAGGACGAGGGGGAAGCAGGAGCAACAGGAGGCCAACAUAAGGCCCCUGCCCUGACAGGAGGCGGAGCCACUGGAGUCGGCUUGCGCCCUGCUAUGGGCCGAACUCGGGGCAGCCGCACUCAUAACUGGGUGCGGUCUGAUGCUGAGCCCGUGCUGCUGAAGCGGGCGUGCCUGAGCAGCCGGCGGCCUCUACAUAGGAAACGCUUUGUGAAAACGGCUCCUGGAGGAGGUCAGCGGACUCAGAAGCAAAAGGAGAGACUACUACAACAGAGAAAGAAUCGUGAAAUGUUUGCACGCAAGAAGUAUGCUCUACACCACAGCACCAGUAGUUCCAGUGAGGAGCUCAGCGGCGACUUGUCCUCUGAAUCUUCUACUGAAGCAGAGGAUGAGAUGUAUGUAGAUGUCAGCAGCACUAGCAGCCAGACCAACAGUGCUGCUGUGGCCUCAGGUGCUCUGGACGAGGAUGUCGUGGUGAUUGAGGCGUCUCCAGCUCCCGCUCCUGCUGUCCCUGCAAGUGAGGAGAUCAAUGUGACCUCAACGGACAGUGAGGUAGAGAUCGUCACAGUUGGAGAUGGGUUCAGGUCACGCUCAGUGGGGGGUCUUGGCCGAAUGUGGGGUAAUAGUUGCUCCCAGAAUCGCCUCCAGGAGCCACGUGGACGUCACAGGCUCUCCACUGUUAUCCAACCGCUGCGGCAGAAUGCUGGGGAGGUGGUGGACCUCACGGUUGAUGAAGAUGAUCUCUCAGUUGUGCCAACAACCUCUGGCGGGAUUCAGCCUCAAACAGUCAGGUCGUCCUCAUCAUCAUCAUCAUCCCAUCAAGCCUCUACCUCAGAGCUCAAUGAUGCCCCAGGCCCUUCCACUAGCUGCCCAGGUUCAACACCUGAAAGUAUGCACACACAGAGGCCAAGUGGCUCUGCUCGCACAGGUCCAGAGGAUGACAACAGACCAGGUUUGUCAGGUACAACAGGAGAAAAUGCAGGCGUGGCCAUGCCUAGGCUCCCAUCCUGUUGCCAGCAGCACUCACCAUGCGGAGGCCCCUCCCCUGGUCACCUGCCCCUGAGCCACUCCCAUCCAAGCUGCUUGCAGGCGUCGUCCCCUCAGCAGACCAGCAGCUCUCAGCACAGCCACAGCAACACUCAACACUUUCUCCACCAUGCCCACCACCCAGCACCGCAGCCCCCAGGCACCAUGCUUUUUCCGGAGCCGAUAUGCCCCGUGGUGCGACCCAGUGCUCUGCCCGCCCCCUGCGCUGGAGUCAGCAGCAGCAGCAACAGCAGUAGUAGCAGCAACGCAGCCCACUACCAUGACCAACAAACUUUGCCAGUGGACCUGAGCAACAGCAGCGUUCGGAGCAGUGGAAACAGCGGGGCGAGUUUCCAUGGCAGCACUUCAGCCUUUGACCCUUGCUGCCCAGGUUCCACCUCACGGCCCCCUGCUUAUGUUUCCCAGCCCACCCCUGGGCCCAGUCAGCCAAGUGUGGUGGACUCAUUCAACUCCCCUAUGGUGGCUCAGCCCCAGCCGCAAACACAACCCCAGCCCUGCAGACAUUACAUGCACCCAACUUAUGGCCCUCUAACACGUUCACUGCAUCAUCAGUCCUCUUCCGCCUGUCCUCAUUCCCAUGGGAACCCCCAGCUUACACCUCAGACCCCAGCACAAGGUGAAUUUCUCAUUCCCCACACCUUUCAUGCACCUCUGUCAUCCCACCCGCCAGGCCACGCCGUGCCGCCCGCCCCUCCCCCGUCUCUGUCCACCCACCACCUCACUAAUUCAAGUGCCCAGCUGGCCCAACAUCUCCCUGCGGACCACCAGACCCUGCCGCACAUGUAUAGGAUGGAGGUUCAGAGGCGCAGGAUGAUGCAGCACCCCACACGAGCACACGAGCGUCCUCCUCCACACCCCCACAGAAUGCACCCCAACUACGGCCAUGGGCACCACAUUCAUGUGCCACAAACUAUGUCUUCCCAUCCUCGCCAGCCUGAGCAGAGAACAGCAUGGGAGCUCGGCAUCGAAGCCGUAGCCCCGUUCCCUUCAGGGCACCUGCACUCCCACCUGCCACACUACCACCCUCCCCCAAGACUGCACCACUUCCCCAUCCCCUUCAUGCACACUGGCAUAUCUGAAGUGACCUACCCGCACAUUAGGUACAUCUCAUCUAGAAUUACUGGCUUCGGAAGAAAUUAUGAGGACCUGCUGCAUUUAGAGGAGAGACUGGGGACUGUGAACCGAGGAGCCUCUCAGGGAACCAUAGAGAGGUGCACUUACCCACACAAGUACAAAAAGAAGGUGUUGGAGAGAGACAUUGACCAACAGUUAACCCCUGAAGCUUGGGCAUCUAUUGGGAAAAAUAUGCACGCAGACCCAGAAUCGAGAAAGCUGCACGGUAAGCAAGACGAAGACGAGGGGGCAGAUGAAGACACAGAGGAGAAAUGCACCAUCUGCCUGUCAAUACUGGAGGAGGGGGAGGAUGUCAGACGCCUACCGUGUAUGCACCUCUUCCAUCAGCUGUGUGUGGAUCAGUGGCUCCUCACCAAUAAGAAGUGCCCCAUCUGCAGAGUGGACAUUGAGGCGCAGUUGUCUGCUGAGAGUUGAUGCUGUUUUUUUUUUCCCCCUUUUUCUUUUCUAACAACCCUUUUGUUAAAAAUUUAUUUUGAGGUCAUAUUAAUUUCUCUUCAGUACUGCAGUCAACCAAAGAUGGCAUGAAUUACCCCUGCAGCAGCUCUACUGCAAGGAUAUUAAAAAAAAAAAAAAGACAUCUGACAGAGAAAAAAAUAAAAGCAUUGAGCCUAGAGUGCCAGCUAUCACAUGUUACUACAACAGCUAGAAUUCUCCAUUAAGGGUUUAAGAUUUUAUUGUAUUUAUAAAGCUUUUAUGUAGCUUUUUUGAUCGUUUCCUCAAGUGUCAUUUGCGUUCUGUUUCUCUGCAUGUUUCCUCGCAAUGCAUUUCUUUGCACAUAUAACGUGGGCUCGAAACGGCCUAACAAGUUGCAGGUGAGGAUAGCUGCUCUAGUAAAGAUGCAUUUCUGUAAACCUAAUGCCUCGCUUUACUAGAAUAGAAUGUCAACCUCCAGUUAAGGAAAAAAAAAAAAGAAAAACAACAAAAAACAAAACAAACAUUGCAGGAUUCAUUUUACCAAUCAUCGUAUCAUUGAUUAGUUUAUGUUUAGAAGAUGUGGAUUGUUAGUGAGAGAUGUUUUUUUUCCUUUCCUUUCCUUUUUUUUUUUUUUAAAGUAAAUCAAGACAUUCCUAACUAGGGAACUAUGUUAACAGAUCAGCUGCUGUAUUAGUGCACACCCAGUAUUUCUAGAGUGGAAAUAAACUCAGAUGUUCACCUCACUCCCAGAAUAUGCACACGCUUUGCUACGAUUACACCACCCGCCCCUUCCCCCGUUUUCCAGCACCUUCAUUUUGACUACAACACCGUUACCGCCACCAUCCGAUGUAUUUUAGAGGACAAAGAAAAAAGAAUGUCACCUCCCUCUCUUUGACUGUUCUUUCUAAACCGAACGAUUGUCGGGAUCUGCUGUGAAUCUUUUCUUCAUUCUGUUUGGGGUUCCUUCCUGCAGACGGGCCUGCGGACGCUAGGUUUAUGUGAGGUGAUCUCAGGUCGACGCACGACCCCGCAACCUGGGAUCAUUUUGUCAAUUUGAUACUGGCAGUGGCGUUGAUUUCCUGUGUGUAUAUGUGUGCGCGCGUGCGUGUGUGCUCAGAGGGAAAUACACAGCUCAAUCGGAGAUGAAUAUUUACUGUUUAUUCUCACACGUCGAACCAUUUCACCCACCCUCCCUUUUUUGUCUCUCUGUAGUUGAGCAGCGGCGUCUGCUUUGGCCGCUGAGAAAAGAAAAGAAAAAAACACUAAUGCUGUCGACUAACUCACUCGCAUAGACUUGCACAAGAGAGAAAAGGGUAGGAGGACCGUAGUGAAUAUGACAGUGUGCUGAGGCCAUGUAUUUCCACUCUGACGAAUAGUAAAAACUGAAAAAUUACAAUUUUGAAUGGAGUGUUGAAAUGCAGUACUUAAAGCAGGUAGCCAUGCAUUCAUUGACUUAAAGGCACCAGGAUCAUAUUCUGUGGGAUUUCUAUUAGUUUUAAAAAAUGAUAUUAAUAAACUUGGAUAACUUAA
Molecule: messenger RNA, 8482 nt
Organism: Haplochromis burtoni (Burton's mouthbrooder)
Lineage: Eukaryota; Metazoa; Chordata; Actinopteri; Cichliformes; Cichlidae
Gene: rnf111
Product: ring finger protein 111
Exons: 15
Coding region: 3932-6952 (1006 amino acids)
Biological process (GO): ubiquitin-dependent protein catabolic process; positive regulation of DNA-templated transcription; positive regulation of transforming growth factor beta receptor signaling pathway
Cellular component (GO): cytoplasm; nucleus
Molecular function (GO): SMAD binding; ubiquitin protein ligase activity; SUMO polymer binding
Source: RefSeq, a predicted model, not a curated record